AUGGCUCAGAACCAGGAGAAUCGAACCGAGAUCUCAGCCGUAAAGUUCAAUGGCCAAGAUUUUAAAUACUUGCGGGAUCGAUGCCUGCGCAGGGGCCAGCUGUUUGAGGAUGAGACAUUCCUUCCCGUGAAUUCCUCCAUAGGUCUGCAGUUGCUCCAGAAAAAAAACCUCUCUCAAAGUCCAAAGUGGAUGCGCCCAACUAUGGAUUCAUCAAGGGGUCCCCCUUUCUUUAUCCUGGAAACUGCAAGCAGAUUUGACAUCCAACAAGGAAAUGCAGGAGAUUGCUGGGUUCUGGCAGCACUUGGCUCCUUGACGCAGAACCCAAAGUAUCUGCACCAAAUCCUGCCAUGGGACCAAAGUUUCUCACAACAGUAUGCGGGGAUUUUCCAUUUCCGGUUCUGGCAGUGUGGCCAAUGGGUGGACGUGGUGGUUGAUGAUCGCCUGCCUGUGUGGGAUCAGCAUGAUUACCUCUUCAUUCGUCCUUGCAAAGACAACCAUGAGUUCUGGCCCUGCCUGCUGGAGAAAGCCUAUGCCAAGCUGCAUGGAUCCUAUUUCCACCUGCACUAUGGCUACCUCCCUGAUGCCUUGGUGGACCUCACAGGAGGGGUGGUCACCACUCUCAAACUGCCCUCCUCCUCUUCCAACCUGAUGUUGAUGGUGAAGACGGCAGCCCAGGCCGGAUCCCUCAUGGCCUGCAACACUCUGGGCCAGACAUGCCAGGACUGUGAGAUGGACAAUGGCCUGGUGAGCAGCCAUGCCUACACAGUGACUGGGGCAGAACAGAUCCAAUACAGGAGAGGCAAGGAAGAUAUUAUCCGCCUGUGGAACCCUUGGGGCCACACCGAAUGGAAAGGAUCCUGGAGUGACGGGUCUCAGGAAUGGCAGGAAACCUCUGAUCAUCGGAAAGACCAACUGUAUAAGAAUAAGCAAGAUGGAGAGUUUUGGAUUUCAUGUCAAGAUUUCCAAAAGAACUUCAACUGUCUGUUUAUAUGUAACCGGUUUCCAAUCAGCCUGAACCAUGAAAACAAGCUCCAUGGAAGCUGGUCUAAAAUGAUGUUUGAGAACCAAAGUAUUGUAGGAAACCCUGCAGAUGGACUUUGGAGUGACCCUCAGUACUUCUUCAUUGUUCGAGAGCCCAUGAAAGAGUGGAAUGUCAUCGUGUCCUUCACCAUCAAGCCACAAAGUUUGCCAUCAACAGACAAGGAAAAUCCACUGAACUUCCAGGUGGUCAAGGUGGACUCCCAGGUAUGGAACACCAUCGCCCUGAGCUCUCUGCUGGGUUUCUCACACCUUGGUGGUGUCUGUGGAUAUCCUGCUAAGGGUGUAGGUUCAAAAUCCAAGUGCAACCUCACACAAUGUUUCCAUUUGAACCCUGGGACCUAUGCUGUAGUGACUUCGACAAGCAGAGAAGUUCAGUUCUUGCUCCGCAUCUUCCUGAAAGUGUCAGACAUUGACAGGAAGUUGGACAACAAUUUAAACCUCACAAGAGUACAGGCCAGUCUUCCAGAAAUUGGAUUCCAACCAAGUGUUUUCCAGAGAUACUCUCAGCAGGGGAUGAACAUUGAUGCCUCCCAGCUUCAGAACCUGCUCAACCAGGAACUCCUGAAAGAACUUCCAGGGGUCAUGUUCUCCUUGGAUGAGUGCCGGGGCAUCUUGGCUCUGAUGGAUGUGAAAGUGAAUGGACUACUGGACCAAGAGGAAUUUAAAAGACUGUGGGAACGCCUUGUCAACUGUCAGCAUGCUUUCCAGAACACUCAGAGGAGCCCUGGGGUUCUCCUGAGCUUGGACCUGCGGAAGGCCAUAGAGAAUACAGAUUUCCUUAUAGGAAUCUCUGUCAGCAGAGAGCUGCUGGAUCUAAUGGCCCUCCGGUAUAGCGACCAUACUGGCAGGAUCAGCUUCCCAAGCUUGGUUUGCUUCCUGAUGAAACUUGAAGUCAUGGCAAAGGCUUUCCAUAACCUCUCCAAGGAUGGAAAAGGACUCUACCUAACAGAAAUGGAGUGGAUGAACCUCGUCAUGUACAGCUAG
Molecule: messenger RNA, 2025 nt
Organism: Chrysochloris asiatica (Cape golden mole)
Lineage: Eukaryota; Metazoa; Chordata; Mammalia; Afrosoricida; Chrysochloridae
Gene: CAPN13
Product: calpain 13
Exons: 21
Coding region: 1-2025 (674 amino acids)
Biological process (GO): proteolysis
Cellular component (GO): cytoplasm
Molecular function (GO): calcium ion binding; calcium-dependent cysteine-type endopeptidase activity
Source: RefSeq, a predicted model, not a curated record